UCCUCCUCCUCCUCCUCUUCCGCCUCACAAACAAACAAAAAGUCUUGUUAUGAAACUCCCAAGGAGGCGCUUCUUUCCCGCGCCUUUCAGGGAAACACAAGCGUCUGAAGAGGAAAAGGAGGAGGAGGCGAAGGAGGCCGCGGGUGAGUGUUUGAACAGAAUGGCCCCUGGAAAAGAUUCAAAAGACAAGAAGCAUCUCAGGACAUGUGGAAGUACAUCAGAAAAAGAGAUGAAAUCAAAUAGGAAAAGAAAACGUGACUGUGAAGAUCUAGAAAAUGGGCCACAAACCAAAAAAAUAAAUGUGAGGAAAGCUCCCAAGAGUCUGGACAAAGCAGGAAAACCUUUCAGUUGCACCAUGAUCCGAAACAGAGGGGUGUUCUCCCAUCAGCUGGAAAUGCAGAAAAACAUUGUCCAUUAUAUUUAUCAGAACAUGCUGGGAAGCACUAUCAGGGCACAGCUGAAAAAGUGCCUUCAGGUGCCUUUUGUGCGUUCUCUCCAUUCAUACCGCCUGUUUCGAUCAGCAAGUCCUUUCAGUAGAAGAAUUACAUGUUUGGAAUGGCAUCCAACGCACCCCAGCACAGUUGUUGUGGGCUCCAAAGGCGGAGACAUCAUCCUGUGGGACUAUGAAGUGCUUAAUAAAACCUGCUUCAUAGAAGGAAAAGGCCCAGGAGACUCUCUUGGAAGCAUGAAAUUCAGCCCGUUUGAGUUGGAAAAACUUUAUGUGGCAUCAGGGGAUGGCACCCUUAGACUACAUAACCUUGAGGGCCAAACUGCACAUGUGAUCUCUCGGACCCCAGCCUGUGACCAUGAAUUUCAUGAUGUUUGUUUCUGGUACUGCAGUGUUGAUGUAUCUGCAACAUGCCGGACUCUGGUGACGGGUGAUAAUGUGGGCAAUGUCAUCCUGCUCAGUACCGAUGGUGAAAAGAUAUGGGAUCUGAAACUGCACAAAAAGAAAGUGACUCAUGUGGAGUUUAAUUCUCGCUGUGAUUGGCUCCUGGCUACAGCCUCAGUAGACCAGACAGUUAAAAUAUGGGAUCUAAGAAACAUAAAGGACAAAUCAAGUUGUCUUCACGUACUUCCACAUGACAAAGCAGUCAAUUCAGCAUAUUUCAGCCCAACUGAUGGUGCAAAGCUUCUGACUACUGACCAGCACAGUGAAAUCCGGGUUUAUUCAUCUUCUGAUUGGUCCAAACCACAGCAUUUGAUUUCACAUCCCCAUCGCCAGUUCCAGCACCUUACACCUAUCAAGGCAACAUGGCAUCCUCGUUAUGAUCUCAUUGUGGCUGGUCGUUACCCAGACCCUCUUUUCCCAGGAUACACAGCAGAUGAGCUGAGAACUAUUGACAUAUUUGAUGGAAAUAGUGGAGAGAUGGUGUGCCAGCUCCAUGAUUCAAAUGCUUUGGGCAUUAUCUCACUCAACAAGUUUAACCCUAUGGGAGACACGCUGGUCUCUGGAAUGGGAUUCAAUAUUCUUAUCUGGAGCCGUGAAGAGAUGGUGGCUGAAAAGCAGGAGCGUCUCAUGCAAGCUAUGGCAGAGCAAGGAGUUGGAUGCAGUAAUGUAUCUCGACAAGGAGGAAGAAGACAGAGGCUGUCAAAUCCAGGAACAAGCAAACUUAAAACUAAACUACUCAGUCUUGAAUUAGAGAGCUCUAAAACUCAGACCAAAGAACAGAAAUUUCAAGAGAAGAAGAAAAGGAAGAAUGCAGAGGACUAAUCAGGCAAGCUUUUCUGUAGUGUAGGAUCAGAACAAAACAUAUGCUGCCAUGGUGGGCUGGAGUGGCUUCAGAGGUGGCAAACCCUUUGCUCCCAUUAUGGAAUCUGGGUUGCAAAAAUAAGGCAUUCUUUAUUAAAGACAAUGAUGAAUAAAUGUUCACUUGGAUUUAAAUGGGAUGAAAGAACCACCAUAUUUGUGCAUAGCCACUGUUUUUUAAUUGCCUACAGCAUGGCACGCACAGAGCAGCAAUCUGGAGUAUGCUGGCAAUUCAGGUUGUUUUUCAGAACAUUCAUUUUACUUUCAGCAAAUUGACCAGCCAGUUUAUCCUCCUUUGCUGGGCCCAUAUUAAAAAGGAACACGGGUCUUUAUUCCCUCAAACUCUUCUUCCAGUUGAGCUUUUUAGGGCAACAGUUAAUCUGGUCAUAUUUGCAUGUGUGAGAAAGUUACCCAGUAUUUCAAACUUGAUUGGGACCUAGAUUUAGAUUGUGUAGGACCAAAGGCUCAUUGAGCCAAGAUAUGUGAGUGUAAAGGUUUUGUUACAGCAGUUUUUGUUAUUAUGUUCUUUUGUUCAGCACUUACUCACUAUCCAAAUGCUAAUAAAUAUUUUGUAUGAGACAAGUUGUUGUUGUUGUAGGCCUAGAAAAAUGAAGCUUUUAUUCAAGGAUUUUGUGAACUCUUUAGUCAAGGAAAUUGUCAAGUUUUGUGCCUGGAAUAAAUAAACAGUCGGUCUUCAACCUUCAUAGGUUGGGAUGCAAAAGCCCUACGAAACUGGAAAAAAUGCAAAUAUAAAUAAAAAGUAUUAAUACUGUU
Messenger RNA from Anolis sagrei ordinatus, 2524 nucleotides. RefSeq names its product damage specific DNA binding protein 2 (gene DDB2). Gene Ontology annotation, molecular function: protein binding; damaged DNA binding. NCBI's taxonomy places the organism in Eukaryota, Metazoa, Chordata, Lepidosauria, Squamata, Anolidae. Gene Ontology annotation, biological process: DNA repair; response to UV. The record is from RefSeq and is a predicted model, not a curated record. Gene Ontology annotation, cellular component: nucleus; Cul4-RING E3 ubiquitin ligase complex.